Zea mays is the source of this 1669-nucleotide messenger RNA. Its product is annotated as molybdopterin biosynthesis protein CNX1. Gene Ontology annotation, cellular component: cytosol; cytoplasm. Gene Ontology annotation, biological process: Mo-molybdopterin cofactor biosynthetic process. The record is from RefSeq and is a predicted model, not a curated record. Gene Ontology annotation, molecular function: molybdopterin molybdotransferase activity. NCBI's taxonomy places the organism in Eukaryota, Viridiplantae, Streptophyta, Magnoliopsida, Poales, Poaceae.
AUGCUGCAGGUGGAGGCACGGGCGGCGGUGCUGUCCGCCGCGGAGGGCCACGCGGCGCCACGCGCCGUGCCGCUGCACGACGCGCUCGGGCUCGUCCUCCGCGCCCCCGAUCCGCUCCCUCCUUUCCGCGCCUCCAUCAAGGAUGGAUACGCCAUCGUGGCCUCCGACGGGCCAGGGGAGUACCCGGUGGUCACGGAGUCGAGGGCAGGCGACGACGCCCUCGGCGUGAUCGUCGCUCCUGGCAUGGUCGCCUACGUCACCACCGGAGGGCCGGUUCCCGAUGGCGCGUACACCGUCGUGCUGGUGGAGGACACCAAGCAGGUCUCUGACGGAUCGGAUGGGUUCAGGAGGAUGAGGAUUCUGGCGCGGGCCGCCGAUGGGCUGAACAUUCGCAAUGUGGUAUUCCAAGUUUUGCUCACUGCACGGGUGCAUGUAUGCCUAUCACAUCCUUUAAAAGCAAACCCACAUCCUACAGAGUUUCAACGUGCAAUAAUUAGAUGGAUGCUUGAUGAUGGAUCUGGUCGACCUGGUUUUGUUGCUGAGAGCACUGGCCAUCAGGCUAGUAGCCGCCUCCUUAGUAUGAAAUCUGUUAAUGCUAUGCUGGAAGUACCCUCCACUGGACAAAUAUUGGCAGCUGGGACAUCUAUUGAAGCCAUACUUAUUUCAGACAUAAUAUCUUCUUUAGAUAAGCUGCCUGCUCCCUCAAAUCCGCACCCAUCUCGUUUUGGAUCUUCUGCAGAAAGUAUCUUCACAGAUGUAUCUCAGAUUGCAUCUCCACAGGAUGCUGAAGUUAAAGUUGCAAUUCUGACUUUAAGUGACACUGUUUCAUCAGGCGCUGGCCCUGAUAGGAGUGGUCCAAGAGCUGUAUCUGUAGUGAAUUCUUCAUCAGAGAAACUGGGCGGUGCAACUGUGGUUGCCCCUGCAGUUGUUCUUGAUGAAGUGGACAAGAUCAAGGAUAUUUUGAUACAAUGGAGCGAUAUUGACCAUGUUAACCUUAUUCUGACUUUAGGUGGGAUUGGCUUCACACCAAGGGACAUCACACCAGAAGCAACAAAAACUGUGAUACAUGAAGAAGCGCAGCUCACAUUUGUUAUGCAUCAAGAAAGUUUGAAGAUUACACCAUUUGCUAUGCUAUCCCGGGCCACGGCUGGAAUCAGAGGAUCGACUCUUAUCAUCAACAUGCCUGGCAACCCAAAUGCUGUGGCGGAGUGCCUGGAAGCACUCCUUCCGGCGCUCAAACACGCCCUGAAGCAGAUCAAGGGUGACAAGAGGGAGAAGCACCCUCGCCACACUCCACAUGCCGCAGUGGCGCCUGUGGACCAGUGGGAGCGGAGCUUCCGAGCCGCAUCAAUUGGUAGUUGUCGUGGGCGCUGGUGUGAUCUAGUACUAACUUCAACAGCUUAUUCAUCCUUAUAUCUAUAUUCAGACUUCACUCUAUAAACAGUAUAAAACAGUGCAAAAAUAAUGUUUUAGGUAAACUAUAGAUAAAUUGCUGAACACGGUUUAAAAGUCACUAAUCAACUGAGAUACCCAACAAGAUGGAACCAAAUACGAGACUGUAGCAGCUGUGCCCUCCGUUUUCCAUUGCAUGCCUGCAUCCAUUUCGAUGUUGAAGUUUUCAUCCUGUUAUUUGGUAUGUUAUAUGAAGAUGCUGGAAUCCAGCUUGAUA